Molecule: messenger RNA, 378 nt
Organism: Branchiostoma floridae (Florida lancelet)
Lineage: Eukaryota; Metazoa; Chordata; Leptocardii; Amphioxiformes; Branchiostomatidae
Product: protein FAM50A-like
Biological process (GO): chromatin organization
Cellular component (GO): nucleus
Source: RefSeq, a predicted model, not a curated record
GAAGAGAACAAACUACGUGAGGAGCUCCGACAGGAGUGGGAGGGCAAACAGGAGAAAAUCAAAAACGAGGAGAUUGAGAUCACGUUCAGCUACUGGGACGGGUCCGGACACAGACGGACAGUCAAGAUGAAGAAAGGAAACAGCAUCCAGCAGUUCCUACAGCGCUGCCUGGAGAUGCUCCGCAAGGACUUCACAGAACUCAGGUCGGCAACAGUAGAACAGCUGAUGUACAUCAAAGAAGACUUGAUCAUCCCACAUCACUACACAUUCUAUGACUUCAUUGUCACCAAGGCAAGAGGCAAGAGUGGUCCGCUCUUCAGUUUCGAUGUCCACGAGGACGUCCGGCUGGUGAACGACGCCACUGUGGAGAAGGAUGAG